Molecule: messenger RNA, 7842 nt
Organism: Sabethes cyaneus
Lineage: Eukaryota; Metazoa; Arthropoda; Insecta; Diptera; Culicidae
Gene: wdb
Product: serine/threonine-protein phosphatase 2A 56 kDa regulatory subunit epsilon isoform
Exons: 8
Coding region: 1721-3385 (554 amino acids)
Biological process (GO): protein dephosphorylation; signal transduction
Cellular component (GO): nucleus; cytosol; protein phosphatase type 2A complex
Molecular function (GO): protein phosphatase activator activity
Source: RefSeq, a predicted model, not a curated record
AAGCAGCAGCACCAGUAGCAGGAAUAAAAAAUCGACUGUCUUUUUCUUGACGAUUGCUCGGUCGUACGGUUAAAUCCGGAUUUCAUGUAAAAAUCCGGAGUACGCGAUGCGUUCUCGGUUUUAAUCAAGCAGUUUAUUGGUACCGUAGUGUUGCUCCUGAAGCGGAAACUACCUGUGUGUGACCCGGUGACUGGGUGAUAUGGUGAAAGUGAGAAACUCCGGUUAGAAGCAGAUAAUUUUCGAUUUGCGGAACGUGGCCAACUCCGACUGCGAGUAGAAGUAAUUAUCUUACGUUUAUACCUAGUAAUUCGGAUGAGCAAAAUCAUAGUGGUGAAUUGACAGAUUAGAUAGUAAAACUGUUAAAGUUGUUGGUGAAUUGUCAUCUUUUUGAAAUCUGACUGGUGAUGCAAUUAUGGACAAUUUGAGCAUUACUGGAGCCAUUAGUUUCUGGAUAUUAGCCGUGCGAACAACUGGCAAAGGUUAGCUUCGGCAUAAAACGAAGAUAUUCGUCGCAGUCAUUCUGUCGCGCAGCUCGCAGCUCCCACACAACUCUUCUUCGAUGAUCAUCGGCAUGGCUAUGGCUUAGAUGUGCCACACCGGGAAAAUCAGCGGCAAUAAUACGAACGUCACCAUUACGUCACCACCGAAGCGGAAAGCACGCGCUAAUCGAAGCUGGCGCGUCGUACACAAGCGCAAAAUCACGACCAAUCGCCGACUGCCGAUCGAAACGGCCAGGACGGACGGACCGGCGGAGAACACGCAACUCUGUCCGUGGACUACUGUUCGUCAAGUUCAAGCGUAAUGGACCGCCGAAAAUUAAUUCUUUUGGCGUGAUUUGCUUGAAUUGCUCGCCAAACAUCAGGUGCACGUGUGCGUGAUGUGCGUUUAUUUGUACACGAUUUGACGCAUCCUUGUUGUGUUUGCCAUGGGUGGCAUGUCUGAUGUCGUUUCUUGGUAUACGAAAAAAAAGUAGUGAUAAGCAAGUGCAUUAGGUUGGUGGGCAAAAAUGGAUCGCUCAGUUGGAAUGCGAAAAGUAAUACCAGCACUCAGAAGUGAAUAGAAAAGGCAGCCUUCUAUCGUCCCAUAGUGUUGAAGUUGUGUUGAAAAGCCACAUGAGAUUAAUAUUGCUUCAUUUCAGUAACUGUGUGGGAAAAAAUAAAUAGUUGCAUAAUUCAGUGUCGAAGUUAGAAAGGUUCUAUUUCAAAGUAUAGUGUGAGUGAAACCGGCAAAAAAAAUUAAGAAUAACGUCACAGCCCUGUGUAGAUGCGAGAGUGUAAGUGAUAACAGAAAAAUCGGCAUUAUUGUAAAUAAUCUAGGAAGAAAAUAUUGAUUAAGGAAGCGCACUCCGGUACGCUCAGUACAGCACGCCGUAUUGAAAAAUCACCGCUACGUUUUCUAAUCGGAAAAAGGCACCCGCGUGCAAGAAUCCAAAAAACACACACGGCCGCUGUGUGCGUGCGCGUGUGUGUGCGUGUGGGUGCUUGUGUCCUUGUGCGGGUCUGUGAAUGUGUGUAUGUGUGUAAGUGAAACAGAUUUCGAACCAUAGUCGUCGAUAUCAACACUUUGGUUAGGAUUCAAUCGUACUGUGUUCCCGACGGCAGCACUCAUCAUCCAGCAGCAACCAUAACCUCGAUCCCCACCAUUUACCAGCUCAGCUUCCGUGAGUUAAAAGACAAACAACACGAACCGCGAAGCAGAGAUUACAGCAAAACGUGCAAAAAUGUCGUCCGGAACAUUCGUCGAUCGGAUCGAUCCGUUCGCCAAACGUUCGCUCAAAAAGAAGGGUAAAAAAUCUCAGGGUUCAUCGCGGUACAGGAGUUCACAGGAUGUAGAACUUCAGCAGCUGCCGUCACUAAAAGUGGACUGCUCCAGCUUAGAGCAGGAGGAGCUGUUCAUCCGGAAGCUGCGACAGUGCUGUGUUUCGUUUGACUUCAUGGACCCGCUGUCGGAUCUCAAGGGCAAGGAAAUCAAGCGGGCAGCACUGAACGACUUGUCGGCGUACAUCACACACGGCCGCGGUGUGCUGACGGAGAACGUUUACCCGGAGAUUAUCAAAAUGAUAUCAGUGAAUCUAUUCCGAACACUCCCGCCUAGUGAAAACCCGGACUUCGAUCCGGAAGAGGACGACCCGACGCUCGAAGCGUCCUGGCCCCAUCUGCAGCUUGUGUACGAGGUGUUUCUACGCUUCCUAGAGUCAGCCGACUUCCAAGCGACGUUCGGCAAGAAGGUGAUCGACCAGAAGUUUGUCCUGCAGCUCCUAGAGCUGUUUGACUCCGAGGAUCCGCGGGAACGUGAUUUUUUGAAGACCGUAUUGCAUCGUAUAUAUGGCAAAUUUCUAGGAUUACGUGCUUUUAUUCGUAAGCAAAUCAAUAACAUAUUUCUACGUUUUAUAUACGAAACGGAACAUUUCAACGGAGUCGGCGAAUUACUGGAAAUAUUGGGAAGUAUAAUCAACGGUUUCGCCUUGCCGCUCAAAGCGGAACACAAGCAGUUUCUGGUAAAGGUUCUGCUGCCGCUGCACAAGGUGAAAGUGUUAUCGCUGUACCACGCCCAGCUCGCGUACUGUGUGGUUCAGUUCCUGGAGAAGGACGCCUCGCUGACGGAGCCAGUGGUGCGCGGGCUGCUCAAGUUCUGGCCAAAGACGUGCUCCCAGAAGGAGGUGAUGUUCCUCGGUGAGAUCGAGGAGAUACUGGACGUUAUCGAACCGCCACAGUUCGUUAAGAUUCAGGAACCGCUGUUCCGGCAGAUCGCCAAGUGUGUCUCGAGUCCACAUUUUCAGGUGGCCGAACGAGCACUGUACUUCUGGAACAAUGAAUACGCUAUGUCGCUGAUCGAAGACAACAAUGCCGUUAUCAUGCCGAUCAUGUUUCCGGCCCUCUACCGGAUUAGCAAAGAGCAUUGGAACCAGACGAUCGUUGCUCUUGUCUAUAAUGUGCUAAAAACGUUCAUGGAGAUGAAUUCGAAACUGUUCGACGAGCUAACCGCCAGCUACAAAGCAGAGCGGCAGAAAGAAAAGAAACGGGAACGGGAACGGGAAGAACUCUGGAAGCGGCUUCACGAACUGGAGAGCGCUCGUCGACCGGAUGCACCCGGCAGUGGCCCCGGGGGCCUGAUAGUUGACGGAACUGGCAAUUCGCUGACAGCCGGUGGCGGUUCGGCCUCGCAGUUGACACCCAACGCGCUAUCAUCCGCCACCUCCACAUCGUCGUCCUCGUCGCCGUCGUCGGUUACAUCUGCUAGCAAUCUAGCUGGGCUUGGUGGAGCCUCGUCGCAAGCACCACCUCCCGGUUUGGUUACCAGUCAUCAAGCAGGUACUGCAUCAUCAUCCACCACAUCUCCCAAUGCCGCCACCAACAAUGCCGCUACUGCGCCAUUAAGCAAGUGAUGUACUGAAUAAUACUACUUUUAAAUUCAUCUUCCUUUUGUCGCAUCCGCCCUUUAGAAUCCUACCAUUGGGAGACCCGCCCGUAUCCCAUCAGUAUCAAGCAUCCCGAAAUUUUUUUCCUAUGCAUCUUCACACUCACUCUCAAACACUCAUCUGCUCACAAAUCUGUUUUCGAGUACGAAACACUCACAAACACAUACUUACAUUCAGUUGAUAAAAAUAUUAUCAGCUCGCAUUGAUUCCGCUAGGAACCCAAACAAUACAACCCUUCGCUUCCGGUGGGCAUACAGGCAAAACGAGCAUAGGGUUUGCAAAGUCAUCUACAACAUCAUCCUUAGUAAAAAAAUAAGAAAAUGUUGUUAUAAGAUAUAUGAAAGGAAGAAACAAAUAUUCAGCUGUAUGCUAACGAAAAAAAACAUGAAUACAAUCCUUUUAUAGAGAAAGAGCGAAAACUAGAAGCAAAGUGUGUAACAACCAAACAAAACAUGGUAUGGGUAAUUCAAAAUGUAUAAAUUUAUUGAACAAGCAACUUACCUGCUGCUAAUACUGUCGUGAUGAUGAUAAAAUAGAAAAAGCAGAACAUGUGGAAAAUUAUUCUUUUUUAACACAUCCACGCCACACCAUCAAUAAUCGAAUGCUAUAAUAAGCCCGCGCCGAAAUUAGUCCAAAAUAACAUCUAGCAGCAGCAUUGAGCUUAGAGCGCUCUUCGGAGGUGCAACCAUCUCUUUCCUCUCUCUCACUCACACACACACACCUACACGUUUACACUAACAAACACACAUACACACACAUACGAACAGAGUACGAACCCAACACAUUACGAUAGGUAACCCAAGUGUCAACGUAAUUAACGAAAGAAAAUAACAAUUUUAGCCUACAUCAACCACCAAAAUAGAGAACAAUUUAAUAGUUAAGGGUUAAAAUUCUCACAUACUGUCAAAAUUUAUAUCUGCCCGCAAACAAAACUUGAACCAGAUCAUCAGGUGUUAACUGUUCGACUGUUUGGAGUUUUCGUUGCAUGUUGCUGUGUUCUCAACAGUACCUACUUCAGCUCUUUUAGGAGACGGGAUUACGUCAUUACGUCAAACGUGACCGGAAGCGUAGACAAUAGGUAAAAAAACUUAUUUCACGUUUCUCACGUUUCGGCUUAAUGCUUUCAUUAUAAUCCUUCUGGUUUGCGCUAAGUAAUUUGAUCUUUUAGUUCAUUAUGGUACUUUGUGUUUCCGUUUGUGAUGAGCUGUCAUCCUCAAUUUUAUUCCAGAUUCAAUCGAAUCUGCUGCCUUUUUCACUUUGCUGAUUUGUUCGACCGAAAAACCGGUUUGGUGUAAUCAAAAAUAAGGGUGCCUAGUUUGCAGCUUAUAAAACCGGUGAAAUAUAAAACCGAUGAAUUUAAAUUAUCGAAUAUAUGAUAUUGUUUGAUGAUUCGAAUUCGGAUGUUCAGGAGCUGAUUUUCGAGGUCAUACAAGUCUUGCAUACCGGCAGACCACGUGCUACUACCCAAUGCUUUCCAUACAUUAUGUUGUAGAGAUUUUGAUGUUUCAAGAUUGUUAUAAUAAUACUUCCGAAAUAUCUUCUGUAUUUUUUAUUUUCAAUAAUCACACAAAUUAUGCUACGGAUAUGUAGUACGGGUAACAUAGAGCGUGUGUCACUAAAAAAUGCGAUCUUUAGGUAAUGGGAACCAUUGCCUCGUUUUAAAUACUAAAUAAGAUAGCAAAUGACGUCUGUAUUUACUAGUAUUUGGGAAUGAGCGCAAUCUUAACCUUUGUACACAAUCGUUUCGUUAAUAUUUCUGGCAUUUUUCGUUGCUUAGUUUUCUUGGUUGUAGACGUAGAACAAAUUUGUAAACUAAACCAAAAUAAUCACGCCUCAUCCUCUCAUACUCGUACAUCUUCAUAUUAAUUACCAAACAUCAUAAACAAAUCUGAUCCAUAGCCAAAAAGCAAAUAAGUGCGUUGAUAUGCCGCAUCUAAAAUAACCCACUACUAGGACUAAAAACUAAGCUAAAUUUAGAAACAAAAAGUGCUAAGAAAUAACCGGGAAACUAGCAGCGAGAGGAGUGCACACAAAAAUAACAGUUAUGAUAAAGACGCCGAUUGUAAAACAGAACACCUUCAUUCACCCAACUUCGAGAAAAGUUAGUAAAACAAAACAAAAAAAAAUCGAUAAAUCGGACGUAAAAGUUUCACACUGACAAAAUAAACAUAAAAUUUAUAAACGAGUGCGGAAAAUAUAAUAAUUUUGACAGAAAUCACGCAAACUUACAUUCACUUGAUUCGUUCAUAUGCAUGCUAAGACACUAAAAAAUACAUAUUCCAAGUGGUGAGAAAAAUUCAUCGUAUUAUACAAGUGGGCAGAAGAGAAGAAAACAAAUGAAAACAAGAAAAAUUGAACUAGCGGAGACAAACACAACACACCCACUUACAGAAAAAAAUAUAUUUGUUGUAGUUAUACUGAAAUAAAAUCAUUAUUGCUAUACACGGUAAACAAAAGUAAGAGAAUUUGUUGGCUGGGGAUGCACGUGAGCAACAAACAAUAGGUGAUUAGCGUGAGUGUGAACAAAGUGCGAACACGAGCAAUGCAAAUAAAAAAAACUUAUGUGUUGGUAGUAGUGUUCGAUACACACGUAGAAGUAAUUAUAUAUUUUCUAAAACCAACUAAACCACGUACACACUUGUGCAUUCAUUCACGUAACACACACACACAUGAGCCGACACAGACAUUGUUCAAAGUCGUCAAAUAAAUACAAACCAAUCUUAUUAGUUCGUCGUUUUUGCUUGUCAUGAAAACACACAGAGAAUUUUGCAGUCUGUAUCAAACAAAUAGAAACACGCGUCAUUCUUCCAGGGGGAAUUGGGAGAGAGAAAUCCAGGGAAAAUAGGAAAGUAUUUUCCUUUAAUUUUAUUAUGUGCGCCUGCUUUGUUCGUUAGGGACACAUUUAGAUUUGUAAAUGUAUCAAAUUAGCAUGCAAUCAGAUUGUUGCGGUUGUGUGCGUGAGAAACGAUCGUACGAUUCGAUAGUGCGAGAGGGGAUGCGCUGUUUUAGUGUUAGGCAAACAAAAAAACUUAGGGGGAAAAAGAAGAAAAAAAACAAACACUUUAUGUUAGCGUGAUUGACAAACAAGAAACAGCUAUAGAAUUCACUUGUGAAAGAAAAAACAAAAUAGGCAGCCGUAUCUAUUGCUAAACAAUUAAAAAAAAGAACUGUGCUUCAAUACUAUCUAGAAAAAGAAUCCUGGUGCUUAGUGAACCAGGAUUAGCCUACAUAAGAGAUAAACAAAAAAGGAAUGAUGGACAACUGAAAAAUGAACCUAACAGAAAAAUGAAGGGUCGAAUACUAUUAAGCUGAUGCGAAGAAAAUUACACCUACACACAGAAACACUGAAACACAUACAAUUGUAGAACUCCACAACACUAGUCGAAAUAAUGAAGAGAAAAAGAGAAACAAAAAUGCGAAGUGCGAAGUAAUUUGAUCUAUUAUUUGAAAUGACCCAACGUUCUGAAUAGAUUCUCUUUUCCCGUCCCAUAAACCAAUAAAAUUUUGGGAACCAAAGUGCAAUCCGGCCAGACGAGAUGAUGUUGCUCAAUACCAACAACAAUUUUAGGACAUGUCCUCUACCAAUAAAUGCCGAUGAACCCAUUUCUGUUGAACCGAUUACUUUUUGAUUUUUUUUUUGGUCACUUGCAAAAAGGUUUCGUUCAGUCACUAUCACUAGUAAAUGUUCAUUUUCCGUUCCUUUUAGAACAGAUAACCUCAGCAAAACAUGCAAAAACAAUUAACUAUUGCACUCUACCGAGUAACCGAGCAAGCGCGGCAAGAAGGACAGCAGAGUGAGAAUACGAGGACGAGCAAAAACAAAAACAGAGAGAAUGAAGUGCGAUAAGAAGAGAGAAGAAAAGUAUCAAGGAACUGCCAGCACUGAUCGAGCAAAUUAUGUUGUACAGUAAAUAAAAAUCUUUUUUUUCUGGCGAAUAUAAUAUGGAAGAAAAAAAAUACACUUCGCUGCAUUGACAAACAAAAGCAGUGUAUGGUGAAGCUAUAAACAGCUGGUAGGGGCAGAACUGCUAGCAAAUCAAUAAACAAAAUGGAGAUGUGAAAAAUCCGAGAGUGAAGGCACGUAAAUAAUAAAUUAUUCUUUUGUAUUAUGUAAUUAUAAAAGAAAACAAACGCAAAAAGCCACACCGAUAGAGACACACAAGAAUACAUCCCUAUAGGAAAACAGUGGUGUCACAUGGAUAAGAAAUGCAAGCAACCAUAUUGCGAGGAAAAGAAUGAGUUAUUAACUAAGUAAACACUUCGAGGAAUCCGAAAAAGAAACAAAAAAUGAUACAAGGAUGAGAAAAUACUAAAAAAAAAACAAAAUAAUAAUGAAAAAAUAAAAUGUUAGUAAAACUAAAGUGUUUAAAAAGUAAUGAAAUAAUAUUAUAUAUAAUUAUUAAAAACAAAAACUAUAUAAGGAA